AUGGCCCGCCAGGGCGCCGCCGCGCUGGCGCUGGCCCUCGCUCUCCUGGCGAUGGCCUGGACCAGGACCCAGGCCUUCGUUCCUGAGGACGCGGGUUACGACGUGCAGGAGACCUGGAGCCGGGAGCCCUACUAUGCGCACCCGGAAUCGGUGUCCGAGCCCUUUUCACCGCCGCCGCCCGCGGGGACCAGGGAGGAGGCGCGCGAGCCGCCCGCGCCCGGGCCACCUAAGAAGGCGACCAAGCCCAAGAAAGGGCCCAAGAAGGAGAAGCUGGCUCCGGAGACGCUGCCGCCAGGUAAACACAGCAACAGAAAAGGCGCGAGAACCAAGAGCUUCAAGAAGGCUGCCAGUGAUGGUCAGAGCACCCGCGCGGCCCAGGAGGAUGUCAGAGAGAGUUGCCCACCUCUUGGACUGGAAACUCUGAAGAUCACUGACUUCCAGCUCCAUGCAUCCACAGUGAAGCGCUACGGCCUGGGUGCACAUCGCGGGAGACUCAACAUCCAGGCAGGUAUAAAUGAAAAUGACUUUUAUGAUGGGGCAUGGUGCGCAGGAAGGAACGACCUUCAUCAGUGGAUUGAAGUGGAUGCCAGGCGGCUGACCAAAUUCACUGGUGUCAUCACGCAAGGAAGGAACUCGCUGUGGCUGAGUGACUGGGUAACAUCCUACAAGGUGAUGGUGAGCAAUGACAGCCAUACAUGGGUCACUGUUAAGAAUGGAUCAGGAGACAUGAUAUUUGAAGGGAACACUGAGAAGGAGAUCCCAGUUCUCAAUGAGCUGCCCGUUCCCAUGGUGGCCCGCUACAUCCGCAUAAACCCGCAGUCCUGGUGGGACAACGGGAGCAUCUGUAUGCGGAUGGAAAUCCUGGGCUGCCCACUACCAGAUCCUAAUAACUACUACCACAGGCGGAAUGAGAUGACCACCACCGAUGACCUGGAUUUCAAGCACCACAACUACAAGGAGAUGCGACAGUUGAUGAAGGUUGUGAAUGAAAUGUGUCCCAAUAUCACCAGAAUUUACAACAUCGGCAAAAGCCACCAAGGCCUGAAGCUGUAUGCUGUGGAGAUCUCAGACAACCCCGGGGAGCACGAAGUCGGGGAGCCCGAGUUCCACUACAUCGCCGGGGCCCACGGCAACGAGGUUUUGGGCCGUGAGCUGAUGCUUCUGCUGAUGCAGUUCUUGUGCCAGGAGUACUUGGCCCAGAACGCGCGCGUCGUCCACCUGGUCGAGGAGACCCGCAUUCACAUCCUGCCUUCCCUCAAUCCUGAUGGCUACGAGAAGGCUUACGAAGGGGGCUCGGAGCUGGGCGGCUGGUCCCUGGGGCGCUGGACCCAUGAGGGGAUCGACAUCAACAACAACUUCCCUGACUUGAACACGCUGCUCUGGGAAGCAGAGGACCGGCACAACGUCCCACGGAGAGUUCCCAAUCACCACAUUGCCAUCCCUGAGUGGUUUCUGUCAGAAAAUGCCACGGUGGCCGUGGAGACCAGGGCAGUCAUCGCGUGGAUGGAAAAGAUUCCCUUUGUGUUGGGCGGAAACCUGCAGGGCGGGGAGCUGGUGGUGGCAUACCCCUACGACAUGGUGCGGUCGCUGUGGAAGACCCAGGAGCACACCCCCACCCCCGAUGACCACGUGUUCCGCUGGCUAGCCUACUCGUAUGCCUCCACUCACCGCCUCAUGACAGACGCGCGUAGGAGGGUCUGCCACACGGAAGACUUCCAGAAGGAAGACGGGACGGUCAACGGGGCUUCUUGGCACACGGUCGCUGGAAGUCUCAAUGAUUUCAGCUACCUUCACACAAAUUGCUUUGAGCUGUCCAUCUACGUGGGCUGUGACAAGUACCCGCACGAGAGCGAGCUGCCCGAGGAGUGGGAGAACAACCGCGAAUCCCUGAUCGUGUUCAUGGAGCAGGUUCAUCGUGGCAUCAAAGGCAUAGUGAGAGAUCCACACGGGAAAGGAAUUCCAAAUGCCAUCAUCUCCGUAGAAGGUGUUAACCACGAUAUCCGAACAGCCAGCGAUGGGGAUUACUGGCGCCUUCUGAACCCGGGAGAGUAUGUGGUCACUGCGAGGGCGGAAGGCUUCACUGCGUCCACCAAGAACUGUAUGGUGGGCUAUGACAUGGGGGCCACUCGCUGUGACUUCAUACUCAGCAAAACCAACCUGGCCAGAAUUCGGGAGAUCAUGGAGAAGUUUGGCAAGCAGCCCGUCAGCCUGCCAGCCAGACGGCUGAAGCUACGAGGGCGCAAGAGGCGACAGUGGGGGUGAGCCGGUCGACACUCGAGACAGCCCGGCUGUGCAACUCCAAACCAGCCGCCGCCGUAGUUCCACGCUGACUCCAUAGCUCACUCUUGUUUUCUCUGUAAUCCAAGAAAUGCCCAGGAGAAGGUGUACGUUGCAAGACUGCUCCCUAAGGGUCAGGCUGAAGGCUGGAGAUGUUUUCUUUGCCCUUUAUCCAAAUAAUUUGGGCAGAGCAGCAGAGAGGCCGGAAGGAGUGAGAGAAUUCAGAAGCCCACC
Molecule: messenger RNA, 2511 nt
Organism: Orycteropus afer afer
Lineage: Eukaryota; Metazoa; Chordata; Mammalia; Tubulidentata; Orycteropodidae
Gene: CPXM2
Product: carboxypeptidase X, M14 family member 2
Biological process (GO): proteolysis
Molecular function (GO): zinc ion binding; metallocarboxypeptidase activity
Source: RefSeq, a predicted model, not a curated record